AUGGCGAAGACAGCAAAAGUCAAGAAGCGCCUACACUCCCGCGCCGCCCGCCGCGCUGCCUCUCCUUCCCUCAACCUCGACAAAUCCGCCCAAAAGCCCGCCCACACAACCCGUGACUCGGCCUCACCGUCCCGCCCCUCAAAAGUAAACCCACACGCCCUCGCCGCAAAAGAUGCCGGCAUACAAAAAAAGCAGCGCAAGAGCGGCAACAUGACGCGCGCGCAACGGCUACGGUACCAAAAGGGCCUUGAGCGCGCAGAGGACAACAUGGAGAAGCUAGAGAAGAAGCGCAUGAAGAGUUUGGGUAAGGAGAAGAAGAUCAAGGAAAGGGCCAAGGGCUGGGAGGAUGUUAAUGGCGAGGGCUUGAAGAAGAGUAAGAAGGGGCAUGCGGUUGAAGAGGUUGAGGUCGAGGAGAUGACGGGGGAUGGGGGCUGGGUUAGUGAUGAGGAGAUGGAUGAAGUGUUGGGAGAUGCUGGUGCGACAGAUGGCGAGGUGAAGGUAGAAGGCAAAAAGGUUGAUACCGCCGUACCGGAGACUGUUUCGGCGCCGGCGGUGGAAGUGGAAGAGAUGUUGUGA
This is a messenger RNA of Pyrenophora tritici-repentis Pt-1C-BFP, 576 nucleotides long. The record is from RefSeq and is a predicted model, not a curated record. NCBI's taxonomy places the organism in Eukaryota, Fungi, Ascomycota, Dothideomycetes, Pleosporales, Pleosporaceae.